AUGGAAGUCGACGUCAGUCAUCACUACCACUCUCAGCACCAUCUCCACACUCCUCACAUCAUUCGGCACUAUCCUUCAGCACCACCACUGCAAUCCCCAUCAACUUCUCCUUACCAUCUUUCUCCAACACCACCAUCACAAUCACACUACUGUAACUACAAUCACAAUACUAUUACCACCAUUACCAAACCCUCCUCUAACACGCCAUUUCACUCCACAACCAAAGUCGCCAACCUCUCCACCACACCAUCCUCUCCACCACACCAUCCUCUCCACCACACCAUCCUCUCCACCACACCAUCCUCUCCACCACGCCAUCCUCUCCACCACGCCAUCCUCUCCACCACACCAUUCUCUCCAUCACCACAGUCACCAUCCUCCCCACCACACCACACUCUCCCCUACGCCCCCACCCCCGCCCCUUCCAGUGCAGCGGCGGAGGCAGCCAUUUUACAGUUCCUGAGGGAGAAGCUAGGUAAUUCUUAUAGCAUUAUGGAAGCCCUGUAUCUUAUGGAGAAGAAUUUCCUGCUGCUGAGACAUCUGUCAAAUGAUGAAGAAAUCAUGGAUGAAACGGGGAGUAUCAAGCAACAAAAUCAGAAUCUUAUAAAUUUCCUUGGCCUGGUACAAGGCAGCAGAGAGGGCAAGCUGACCAACCGCUGA
Messenger RNA from Penaeus indicus, 660 nucleotides. RefSeq lists its product as uncharacterized. The record is from RefSeq and is a predicted model, not a curated record. Bases 1 to 660 code for a protein of 219 amino acids. NCBI's taxonomy places the organism in Eukaryota, Metazoa, Arthropoda, Malacostraca, Decapoda, Penaeidae. The transcript has 4 exons.